Messenger RNA from Anoplopoma fimbria (sablefish), 3077 nucleotides. It is a transcript of the gene ism1, whose product is annotated as isthmin 1. Gene Ontology annotation, biological process: negative regulation of angiogenesis. The record is from RefSeq and is a predicted model, not a curated record. The transcript is spliced from 6 exons. NCBI's taxonomy places the organism in Eukaryota, Metazoa, Chordata, Actinopteri, Perciformes, Anoplopomatidae. Bases 791 to 2161 code for a protein of 456 amino acids.
CGGGUUUGACUGGUUUCCUCCAGAAGGACCUCACGCCAGCCCGGGUCUUCAUUUCGGUGGUCUUACGAUCUGCAGCGUUAUGGAUGAAUACUGUUUUUGAGGGGGGGGACAGAACUCCAUCGUGAAGUCUUAACUGGGAAGAUACACUUUUUAACUACUACCUGUAAUCUUUUUUUUCUUUUUUUCUUCCCCCCUCUAAAAGGUAGUCUCGUCGGAGAGCGCAGAAUGUGGACAAAAACAAGCAAUGCGUUAAGCGGCUGAAGUGGGAGUGAGGGGAGAGUGAAGUGUGAGGCUGAGGAUGUGGCGGGGACACCACGGGGCAACUGGGCUGAGAGUGUCCUGAGAGUGUCCUGAGAGUGUCCUGAGCGGAGGUCUGAGGAGGGCAACGAGAGGAGAGAGCUCGUGCUGCGCUGGACCAGCGUUCAGCGCACCGCAUGCGUCCGUAGAUCGGCGCAUUAACUCCCAUCACAUUUGGCUCAAAAUCAAACUAUAUAUGAAAAAUCAGUGUGAGAAUCAAUCUUAAUUUGGGACGCAGUUUCUAAAGAGCCCCCCCAAAAAAAAAAAAAUCCAAUUUCCAUCACUUUUUCCCCCAAAAAUUAUUCGACUGUCCCACCUCCGAUCCUUUUCCCCUUCAUUUUUUUUUGCAACUCUGAUUCCCGAAGUGGCUCCGAAGUGGUGUUGCGGCUCCUCGUCCCCGGCGGAUCCGGAGAUCGGAGUCUCUGCACCGGGAGGAGGCGGAGUCGGAGCUCCGGCGACACCGCAGGCUCCCAAGAGCGGCCGCGUCAAAAGGAUGGUGCGACUGGCGGCGGAACUGCUGCUGCUCCUCGGACUCCUUCUCCUGACCUUGCACAUCACGGUACUGCGGAGCAGCCCGCUGCCCCAGGGAAAUGAAACUCUGAGCCUGGAUCAGGACACGGCACUUACAGAGAACAAUAUAAAUGCAAAAAGCAGCUCUGUCCAACUGGCUUCUGAAGACCGGAGGUCAGGUCCAGAGCACCGGUUGGCCCAGCGGCCUGCCACCCUCCCCUGGGCACAAGGCAGCAACGUCCACAGGGACGGCCCUGGAGCGUUCCUACUAGAUCUGCACAACUUCCCCGACCUCUCUAAAGCCGACAUCAAUGGACAGAAUCCCAACAUACAGGUGACUAUUGAGGUGGUGGAUGGACUGGAGGGCCAUGAGCCAGAGAAAGGCCUCCGCAAGGAGAGCAAACCCAACUGGGCCUCUCCCAACUGGAGAAACUGGUGGCCUCGAUCGUCUUCACCUUCCUCCUCCUCCACCACUCAUCAGACGGAGGAGAAAGAACGCAACUAUGGGAGCAACAGCGAGGACAGCAACUUCCUCAGGCCGCCGGCAGACUGGGACAGGAGAGGAGGCACUGGGGGAGGAAGCAAGGCUCAAUCUGAAUAUGACUAUAUGGACGGAGAAGGGGACUGGAGUAACUGGACAGCGUGCAGCGUCACCUGUGGAAAUGGCAACCAGAAGAGAACCAGGUCGUGCGGUUACGCCUGUACAGCCACCGAGUCCAGAACUUGCGAUAUGCCCAACUGCCCAGGUAUUGAAGAUGCCUUCAAGACGGCAGCUACCGAAGUGAGCCUGUUAGCUGGAACAGAUGAGUUCAAUGCCACGGAGCUCUUUGGUGUCGACACAGACAGCUGCGAGCGAUGGAUGAACUGCAAGAGCGACUUCUUGAAAAAGUACAUGACCAAGGUGGCGAACGACCUUCCCAGCUGCCCUUGCUCUUACCCGACCGAGGUGGCGUACAGCACGGCAGACGUACACGACGCUCUCACGCGCAGGGAUUUCCGCUGGAAGGACGCCAGCGGGCCAAAAGAGAAGCUGGAGAUCUACAAGCCCACAGCCCGUUACUGCAUCCGCUCCAUGCUGACACUGGAGUCCACCACGCUGGCGGCGCAGCACUGCUGCUACGACGACAACAUGAAGCUCAUCACUCGAGGCAAAGGGGCCGGCACGCCCAACCUCAUCAGCACGGAGUUCUCAGCCGACCUGCACUAUAAGGUGGACAUCCUGCCCUGGAUCAUCUGCAAAGGAGACUGGAGCCGCUACAACCAGGCAAGGCCGCCAAACAACGGGCUGACGUGUCCCGACAACCCUCAGGACGAGGACUACUACAAACAGUUUGAGGAAGCAAGGGAAUUCUAGACGGCUGUAGCGUGAAAGGAAGAAAAAAUAUUCAGCUAAACCUCAAAAAUGGUGCUGAAACCAUUUUUUAAAUUCUGUUUUAGAUCAAGUAACACAAGAACUUUUAGGCUCUGAAGAACAAGACUUACUGCUCUUUUGAAGCAAGAGGAGUAGAAAUCCAACAGAGUCAGGACAUUUACUUGCUCGCAAGAAACUUUUCUUGACUUCACCAAAACAAGGCAAACAACUUUGCUGGGUUUUUUUAUAAACAUUUUUUUUUUUAUAAAAUAUGCCUCUGUAAAAAAUUAUAAAAAUUUGGCCAGUAAUUGCGUCACCAUUUAUAACUUGUUCAGAUCUUGUCACUAAAGGGAGAACUGAGUUAGUAUUCUUAAAAAGGGAAAUUUGUUAUUCCAGGAAUGUUCGUUUAGAUUGUGUCCUUGUUCGUCUCCAUAGAUUGUUUAUGUUUUGGUGAAUCUGAGAGGCCUGUGGUAAUAGAAUAAUGAGAUCCUUCAGGAAUGUGUUGGGACGGAGAACAGGGUUAUCUAAUUUUCUCCCGUUUCGUGAUUCACAAUAUCCAGGUUCUCUUGUAAGCUUGUGACUUUAUUUAGCAUGCACAUAUUUUUUUGUUGUACCAUAAAUUUACAGCCGUGUCCCUUGUGUCUCUGUGGCAGAUCUUUAUCAUCAAAAAAAGCCUGCAUUAUUUUUGUAAAGUAUUUAUUAAGUUGUAGCUGUGUCUGAGUCGGGUGGCUAUGACUGUGGUUUCUGAUUCACAUGUGGCUGAAUGCUAACUUGAGAUUCCUCUCUAGCUCAAACUUUGGCAUCAAUGUGCAUAAUCGUGUCUCAAGUUAGGAUUAAACCGUAAUGGAGUGUAAAGAAUGUGUGAAUUCAACUGUAUGGAAAGAUUUUUUGAGAUAUAAAUCUAUAAAUAAAUUUAAAA